UGAAAACAAAAAUUGAAACUUAUAUUACGAAAAUGGCAGAACAUCUGCUACAAAAGUUAGCUUGAUUCACACACACAGUAGAGUAUUGAUUGUAUAAUUAACAGCGAAUAAAUUAAAGGUGGAAGAAGAAGCUAAGAAUAAUCAUUCUUCAUUGCUUUAAUCAUCCAAAGCCAGCUAGCUUAGCUUCCUGCUGUCUUACUGAGCUGCUUUAUAUAGAUAGUAAUUAAUUUGCUUCUGUACGUCUUGGCUAUAUAUAAAAUAUGGAGACAGCGGCUGAACCAGCAGUAGUGGUAGAGAAACCGGCGGUUCCUCCUCCUCCAGCCGCCGCUCUGAAGCCAGAAGAACCACCUCUUGCUUCCGCCGCCACUCAUAAGAUGGGGCCAGCCACAGAGGUUGUCCCGCCGGUCCUCCCGGAAAAACCCGUUGCCGUCGCUCACAAGAAUCUUGAUCAUCCUCCGUUGAGUACAGGCCCGAAGCCAUCCCUGGACAGAGAUAUUGCUCUUGCAAAGAUCGAGAAUGAGAAGAGAGAUUCCUUUAUUAAGGCAUGGGAAGAGAGUGAAAAGAGCAAAGUAGAGAACAAGGCCCAAAAGCAGCUUGCUGAAGUGCUGUCCUGGGAAAACACCAAAAAAGCAAGUUAUGAAGCAAAAUUGAAAAAGAUCGAGGAAGAGCUGGAGAAGAAGAAAGCAGAAUACGCGGAGAAGAUGAAGAACAAAGCAGCUUUGGUUCAUAAGGAAGCAGAAGAGAAGAGAAGUGUGGCCGUUUCCAAACGGAACCAAGAGAUCUUAAAAAUUGAAGAGGCGGCUGCAAAGCUCCGGGCAAGCGGGCAGGUCCCUAAGAAGGCCUUGCUUGGCUGCCUAGGCUGACCCGAAUCGGCUGCUGCUUCAAAUUUAUUUUAAAUAUUAGUUUAUUUGCUGUGAAUUUGCAUGUUUCUUGUUUGUAUGUAUGUAUGUUGAUGCAUGUGUGUUUUAGUGUCGUGUUUUAUUCUACAUGUGAUGUGUAUUUCCCGGUUUCGUUCUUUGUAUACACAAAUGCUUUUGCCUUGAUUAUUUGAUAUAAAAGAUUUACCAAAUAUUACAAACUUUAGAGAUGUGUAUAUAUGUUGAAUGUCUCGAACCAUUCGGGGUAUGAGAUUAAGCUUAUGUAAACGGUUAUAGAGUACUCGAUUUAUAGGUUCAUCUGAAGUAUUCAAAAUUUAGAUUAUUUAAAAUUAAAAUUUAGAGUCGAUGUGUGAAUUAAAAUUUAGAAUUAGUAGCAAAUCGCUCGGUACCCAGAAUCUGCCUAGACCAGGAUAUAACCGUGCCGGGCCUGAGCUUCUCUAAACAAUGACGGGGAUCGCAAAUGAGCAGUAAAAGUUACCAUUUUCGUCUUUACCUACAGGUGUCAGUAAUGUGGGUAAAAUAUACCGUACACCCGGUUGUAGGACCGUACAGCCGGGUAUUUUUGAAAUUAAACUGAAUUUCAAGUGAGAUUAUCGUCCAUUGAAGGAUGAGAAAGCAGGAGACGGAAGCGGCUGGUGUAGCUUGAGCCUAUCGUAGUAACUGCUGAUAUGAUUGUUUGGGGGUGGAGAGGUUUCUUUCCAGGCGGGCCGGUAGCCAUGGGCUUGGACGAUUCCCUAUGAACUUGAAUAGAAGAAGUACGAGAACCAAUUAAUUUAUGUAGCUAGUAUUUAUUGAAUCGGAAUUAAGAUUUAAGAAAUUAUUAUUCCUGAUCUUCCUCCUUUUCAUUUUAAGAAGAAAUGAGCAUAUAGAGAUGAAUGUGUGAGUACAUUAAAAUUUUCAAAUAAGUUUUGUAAGUUAUGUAUGUUCAUUUUGUACUCAUUUUGUAAGUUAUGUAUACUCAUUUUGUAACGAUUUUGUGUUCAUUUUGCAUGUUUCUAUUACUCAAUAUAGAAAGUUUGAUGCUCAACAAAAUUGUUGAGAUGCUCA
Molecule: messenger RNA, 1925 nt
Organism: Cuscuta epithymum
Lineage: Eukaryota; Viridiplantae; Streptophyta; Magnoliopsida; Solanales; Convolvulaceae
Source: the annotation of a GenBank genome assembly